Messenger RNA from Aedes aegypti (yellow fever mosquito), 5794 nucleotides. It is a transcript of the gene thw, whose product is annotated as mucin-5AC. The transcript has 7 exons. The record is from RefSeq and is a predicted model, not a curated record. Bases 619 to 4698 code for a protein of 1359 amino acids. Gene Ontology annotation, cellular component: extracellular region. NCBI's taxonomy places the organism in Eukaryota, Metazoa, Arthropoda, Insecta, Diptera, Culicidae. Gene Ontology annotation, molecular function: chitin binding.
AUGCUGGUUGCGACAGUGUAAAGACGUUCGUCUCUUCAUUUCUGCUACAUCUUUACGCGAGGGCGUUCAAGAUUGUCUAUUUGCCGCUUGGCCGUACUCGUGAUUUGUUGUUCAGCUCUUAACAGUUUAACGCUUCAGUGGAGAAAAGGAUAUUUUCGGUGCUUUCGAAAAUAAUACACUAUUUUCUUCUCGGCAAAGUGAUUAAUUGAAGAAAAAAAAGCUUAUUUGGAUUCGGGAUCUGAAAGUGAUUUGAGUGAAUUAAGAAGUGAAAAUCUGAAAGCAAAAGUCUCAAAGAUAAAAAUUGAAAAAAGUGCAAGUGAUCGACUCAUCCAAGAAAUAAAGGAAAAUCAAAAUCAGUGAAAAUACCUAGGAAACAAACAGUGACUACUCAUCGAAAACAAAUAGAAUAAGCAACGAUCAACAAAUUAAAAACGAACAAAAACACGAGUACCUCAGCAGAAACACAGGCGUUCAAACGUAAACAGCAGUAACGAACUACAUUCAACGAAUCCUGGAUUGAAGGAGCAUAUGCAAUAGCUGACAUUUCGUGAAGCUGUAACUUGAUUGGGUGAGCAUUUUGAUGAUAUUCAAGAGUAUUAAUCAAAUUCCCAAUCAAAGAUGCACAUUUGGCGUUCCGUCAUAUUGCAAACAUGUAUACUUAUAACCUGUCACAUCCCCUUGUACCAGUGCUCUGUGCGAAUCGCCACACCAGCACGUGUACUGGCAGCUCGAACAGGGGCAACACAAUUUCAGGAAUAUGCAGAUGAUGGCAGAAACGUCGGACGGGGAGAACAACAAAGCAAGAGAUUUCAGAAACGGCUCAUCGCCGAUACCGGAAAUAUCGAUGUCGAAAACUACCAGGGUGUGGUCGGUCGCUCUGGAAUUGAUUUUCCAGUCCUAACCGGCAUACCCAACACAAACUUUAACUGUCGACAGUAUGGAAAUGGAUAUUUUGCAGAUCUGGACACAAAAUGUCAGGUCUUCCAUAUAUGUGAUGAAGGCAAAAAGAUAUCGUUUUUGUGUCCAAACGGUACCAUUUUUCGACAGUUGGAUUUGAUCUGCGACUGGUGGUUCAAGGUGGAUUGCGCUGCCGCUCCGAACCACUAUGCCGAGAGUUCGGAAAUGCUCACACAAGCACAGCGGGCAAGAAUUCAGAGCAAGCAUCCGAUUCCGCAGCCGAUCAAAUCUCCCGAGCAGUUUUCACUCAACGUGCAACGAAAACAUGCAAUUCUUAAUGGGCCCUUAGGGCCGAAUCUAGAUGCGCUAGCAUUCAACAGACGUAUGGAUACAAGUGUAGAAGAAUCCGACGAAAGCAUAGAUUUUGAAGACAUCUCUCUGAAACGAAACAACGUUCGUAGAAGCAAUAAAGUUUCCAGAGCUGAAAAAGCCAGUUCUGAAGAAACACAAACUGCAGACGAAACAGCAUCAUUUGUACGAGGUGGAAAAGCUCUAAACGGAUACAGCUAUCCAACUCCUGACAAAUUAUUCGAUGGUAGUAAUGCAAAACAAGAAGGAUACAAUUACGAUAAACCAAUCAAGGUUUUGGAUAAAAACGACAAGCCCUUAGCGACAUCAUCGCGAACAGGCAAAAUUUUAGAGAACAAUUUAGGUCAACAAUUCGGUCAGAAAAAUACGUUUACAUUUGAUGCAAAGCCAUUUAUCACAAGAGCUACUGAAGUACCAAUAACCGUGACGUCCACCACCAUGAAACAACAAACGCUAAGAGCUACUACAGCAUCCACCACAAGUCGAGGAAGUACCACUCACCAAACCAGUACCUUGAAUCAGAAAACAGAACGUAAACCAUCGAUUACAGUAGACCUCAAAAGCUCAAAGCCAUCCCCACCCAUUCCAACUCAAGAAAAUCUGAACUUCCCAGCAUAUACCACUGCCAGAAAGCCCAGUACAAAAACGAAAGACAAACCGUUUUAUACUCCCACUAUUCCGACCAUAACAAAUAGAGCAUCUUCAACUGAGCAAACUACUCCUUUCGCCCCAACGUCCGCAACAGUUUCAGGAGCAGCUGAACACGCAAUGGAAAUGAUGAAGACGUUACAAGAGCUUGAAAUAUCAGAGCCUGUGGUAGAAAAUCGUCCAGGCGUAGAAGUGCCCCCGUCGUCAGGGCCAAACGCGCUGCACUCAUUAGCCCUCUAUUUCGCCGAUGAUUCAGAAAUCAAUGCUACGACUACAAUGAGUCCAGUUGAAAUACGGAUACAAACUGAAAAGUUUCAAAUGGAAGAAAACAGACCAUCGGUGAGUGCAUCAUUAUUGAGUCAAAAAACAAUCGAGAGGUAUCAGCAACUCUUCCACACAAAAACUCCCAGCACAACUACUGAAAGUCUGGAAUUUGAAACACGUUUCUCAGACGACUCUGGGAACGAUUUGGAAGGACAGUAUUCGAGGCACCCUAUUUUCGGAACAUCUGCUUCACCUCAGAUCCGUGAGCUUGCACAAGUAUUCACCCACGCUUUGUCUGCUUAUUUGCAAGAUCCUGACACAUUCCGUCGUAUUUUGUCGGAAAUAAGACCCAAAGCUCCUCCACAGCUUAUUGUCUCCAACCAGAUCGAUCAGGCGAAGCAUGGCAAGAAUGACGACAUAUCGGCUGAGGAAGCUUCUUAUUUCUCUCCUCGCAGCCAAAUAACUCCCGCUCCACGAGCGGCACUGACGGAAGAUCUAGAAGUUUUGGAUUUCUCAGACGUAACCCUACCAACGACAGUCAAACGAGAAACCACAAUCGGUGCAUCAGAAACAACCACAGAAAUUCCUUCUACGACAAAUGCCGUUCCUACAGCAGGUCUUCCAAAGGCGGCUGAUGGUGCAAAGAAGACACCUGCUUCUAAUCUCAUAACCGAAGAGCUCGAAAAAACUGCAUCUGCGUAUAGAGAAAGACAGUCAAAAACCCUCAAGCCAACCAAAGAUGAAAAAAAGAACGAUUUAGCCGAUGAAGUAAACGAGGAACUAGGAACCUUGAAACCGCCAACUUAUAAAGCUGUUGAGAGCCUUGAAGACUUUGACGAAAAAAUUGACAAUGCGAGCUAUUUUCCGUCACAAGGUGGAUACGAUAGAAAAUCAACCCCAACACCAUAUGCUCUUUCAGAUAAACAAGCUGUGCCGCUUAGAUGGGGAGAUGAACUGGCAACUCUAACUACAACCACGGAUUCCGCACCGACAGUUCAUUAUGAGCUACAACCACCUCGUCACGGUAAAUCAAAUUCCCUUGGCCAGGAACCCAGUAAAAUUUUCCUGCCACCAGAUCGCGAUGACAUCCUGGAAGAUGAUGAACAACUGCAAAGGGCGCAAAGUCAAUCGAUUGUAGCUAGUCGUAAUUCUAUCGGAGGCAAUAAAAAGCCUAAAACCAUUUACAGCUUCCUCAACCUGGACAAAGCCUUACAAGAGAACGGCAAACUAACAGCCACUACCAUGGAUAUUCCAACCACAACUGUCGCGCCAAGUACGCUUAAAGGUCAUUACAUUACGAAGCAAUUCAAGGGAGAAAAUUUCGAAGCUACUACCAUUUCCAGCGAUAUUUCCACCCCAUCGAUCCCAGAUAUUGGUAAGAUAACUACAAACGAAAAAACUACCCUAUCCUACACAGUUUUCUUAGACCCUCUUACAAUUAACGAUGGUUUGAUGGAUUCAGAGGAAGAAGAAGCAAAUGCAGGCAAAACUACUGUUUUGAACGCUCACACUUAUCUGCCGAGAAAUCAAAAGAAAUCCACUCACGCAUAUGUAGCAUCGACAACACCUACAGUAUUGACAACACCCGUGAAAGCAGGAGCAGUUGCCUCACGACGAGGAAAGAGCAAGAAAGUAAGCGAAGAAGAAUCAAACGAAAAUGAACUGAUGGAAACAAUGCAGCGGAAGGCCAAUCAAAUGUUUGGCGACCUAAACGAAAGUGAAGCGGACCAUUUAAUGAAUGUGAUGAAAACUGCCGACACAAAUAAAUCGGUUCGUCGGUUAAUCCUUCUGCUCAUUCAAACGUGCGAUGAUGAUUACAACAAGACGGUAGAAGAUUCUAGAAAAGCACUACUCAAUGCACUGAUCAGCAUGGACAGCCAAGAGGAUGAUAGUAGUGAAAUCCGAAUUAUUAAGUCACGAUCAAGCAAACGAGUGAAGAGUACAAAACCUCCAACUACAACUACCACAAUUGCAACACCAAUAACAACCUACAGAAAUUCACAAUUUGAAAGACUUACUGGCACCACCGCUGAACUUGACCUGGAUAGCAGAGGCAGCUUCGAAACUACGACCCAAGGCUAUGAAGAAACUAAGUCAACAAUUCUAGAUUUAUCAACCGAAUCCUCGACCAGGUAUUUCGAAAAUCGAUUUGGCGACGACUCUGAAACAACUACUUCAGCAAUCAGCCUAUUUCCUGAACAGUAUACCACAACGAGUAUUCCAACUACUACGUUUGACUAUGAAACUACAACAAACGCAAUAACAACUACAGAAAUCCCUACAACGACGAUACCUUCCACAAUAUCCACCACAACGCGCACAUCGGCUGAACCAACCACACCUAAGAGAAGCGCUGCCCUCAGGGAGUCCCCUACAAGCAGUAGUAGAAAGCAGAAGAGUCUAGGCACCGCUGCAGAAUACGUAGCGGAGUCCAACCGGAACAGUUUUCAUCACCAUUCGGACACCAGGGCACUAGAACUACUCAGAUCACUGUAUUCGCUAGCGUCUCGAUGGGGUUAAAUGGCAAGGGAAACCAUAAUGAUGUGUCAUGACUUCACAAUGCAUGCAAGUUAAUGAGUGCGGAGCAUGUAUAUCCUAUUUAACACGAGACGUAUAGUUGUCCGAAAUGUUCAAAUUCUUGUUGAUAAAUGUAACGCAGCGCAUACUCGUCGUUAAAAAUGCCUGAGCCAUAUUUAUUUUGUUAGGUUUAGUAGAUUAAUGAUAAAACGUGUUGCGAGAAGCUUAAACGGGGUUCGUUACUGACUGGAGAUCGGAGAGGUCGUCAAUAUGUGUCCAUAACAGGUGCAUAGUAAUAGAUGUUUUAAAAGUAGGAUAAAAAUGUAUAGAAGUUGUAAUUUGGAAUUCAUAUGCCUCAGAAAUGUACUUGAACUUGUAACGUAUGGCUUUUGGCCCUCUAGAGAACAUUUAUAGUCACCUGGAAGUCACAGGAAGACAGAUAGUUCAUACUCCUGAUACAAUAUAUUGCCUGUCUCUUCAUAAAUCCGCAAACUGCGGUUUUUGCUCGUGUCUUCAAAAAUUAGCGAUCACGGCAAAUCAAACUAUCCUUACUUUCUGAACACAGCAUAGGCCUUGUCACGGGUAGUUUCAAACCAUUUGUCUUGGAAGCUCUUCGACAGUUCUUCUAUGGCAAUUACAGUCCUGUGUAUGCACCGGACCUCCACCGAUAUAAACAAAUGUAUACACGGACAUGUCAGAUGAAAAGGCCUAUAUUAACUAGACAGCAGGCACACUUAUCGUGUUUUUUUGUUUCUGAUAUCUAACACUGAGUGAUCAUCCUUUAAAAGUGAAACUAGUUUUUGUUUGUUCAGUUCUUUUUAACCGUUAUCAUUUUGGAGCUUUACUGAUACCGUAAGGGGCUGCUAGUAUACAACCAGUAAUAGUAUUGAAAUAUAAAAAGACGAAAUCAGAUAACUUUGAAAAUAGAGCAGCUCAUAACUUUGCGAAACGAGCGACGUUAAUGUUCAAAAACACGCUUAAACUGUGUGAGUUCACACAAAUUGGGGUACCAAAUGUAAAUCUCACUGAAUGAAAAAUUGGUGUAAUAAAUCGUUCAGAAUUCAUUUAUACAGAAAAUGUGCUGCACGAUAAAAAAAAA